GUGAACUAACGUCCUAGCGUUUAAUUUGUGCGUUUCGUUGGUUCGCACUGAGCGCUGGCCACAGUAACAGCGAGGGAGUUCAAGUCCCUUCUCUCGCGUUACGUUUUAACCAGCCGUAAUGGAUAAAAGCCUCGCACUAUCAGACGGGGACAGUACUGAACUCCAGAAGUACCUGUCCACGCUCACAGAUGACCAGCUGACCACUGUGAUUAACAACGGCGCACUGAAGAGUGAGAAGGUCGGUGCCAUGAUUAAAGGCAUAUUCAAAGGCUCCGCGCCAGAUUCCCCUGAAGGGUCAAACCGCAGACUCCUUGUUUAUCAGCACUGCAUCCCUCUGUGUGAGUCUGGGGAUCUUCAGACUGAGGUGGCAGCUGAUGCUGGAGGCGUUUUUCUUUUACCGCGCACGACCAGCGAACACAAAUUCCAGAGGUGCGUAAACGGCGUUUACGUGCGUUUACCCUCCACUACAGCCCUGGCUGCAUCCAAUCACCUCUCUGGGAUGAAAUAUUUGAGAUCCGUAUGGAUCUUAGUUGUAAGAGUGACGUAUUUGUUUUCAUGCAGAUGGGACCCGCAAUGGAUCCACCUGACGACCAUGUUCAGGGAUGUGCCCUUGUCAUCAGAGGAGCUGCAGUUUGUGGUGGAGAAAGUACUGAGGAUGUUCACCAAGCUGGAUCUGCAGGAGAUCCCACCACUGGUUUAUCAACUGCUGCUUUUAUCUGCAAAGGGUUGUAAGAAACAGGUCCUGGAUGGAAUCAUCUGUUAUUUUAAGGAACAAGAUGUCUGCCAGGAGGAGGAGCAGAAACUUGGAGAGAGCCUGGACCUGGAGGUUCAGUCCAUUCCACUGGACCAGUUGAGGCAUGUGGAGGGCACUGCUAUCCUCCAUAUAGUCUUUGCUAUACGACUCAACCAUGAACUCGGCAGAGGAUUCCUUAAAAGCUUUAAGACAUCAUACGGGGAUCUAUGCCCUUUCAGCGUUGCCCUGUUGCUCUCAGUGGCACGCAUCCAGCGUUAUGGAGAGCAGGUGUUUGACCUUUUGAAAGGGGCGAUCAUCAAGAGCUUCAAGGAUGAGCAACUGCAGCAGGGGUCAAAGUUCCUGCAGGACCUCCUGCCUGGUCACUGCAGUGUGGCUCAGAUGAUACUUGACACAGUCAAGAACAGUGUGUUUGGUUGGGAUCAUGUGACCCAAGGUCUGGUUCAGCUGGGCUUCUUCCUUAUGGAUGCAUUUGGACCCAAACCUGGACCGUUUGGCAAGACCACUGAAGGGUCUGCUAGCAUAGCCCGGACCCCUAAUCAGCAGGCAUGCAAGCUGGGAGGACAGGUGCUUCUGCAGGGCUUUAAGGUGCACGAGCCCAUCAGAGGUGAGAUACUGGACCAGGUCCUGAAUCGAUUGGUCUCAAAGACGGCGUCGCUUGUCAAAAAUUACUUAGAUCUUUUUUCUGACAUUGUGGUUUCUGCUCCCAUGAUCCUCCUGGAGUCAUCUUCUAAGGUGACCGAGACAUUUGACCACCUAUCAUACCUGCCUUUGACCACUGUUCAGGGUCUACUAAAAGCUCUGCAGCCUUUGCUCAAGGUCAGCAUGUCUUUGAAAGAUGCUUUGAUUCUAGUUCUCCGCAAGGCCAUGUUUUCCAGCCAACUGGAUGGCAGGAAGUCUGCAGUGACCGGCUUCUUGUUGCUGCUAAAGAACUUCAAAGUGUUGGGCAGCUUGGCCUCGAGACAGUGUAGCCAGGCCGUCUCCUCUAGUCAGAUCCAAGUGGACGUCCACGCUCGCUACAACUCGGCUGCCAACGAGGCGUUCUGUCUGGAGAUCCUCAGCAGCCUGCGCCGCUGCCUCGGCCAGCAGGCCGACGUUCGCCUCAUGCUCUACGAGGGUUUCUACGACGUCCUCCGUCGCAACUCUCAGCUCGGGAGCUCCGUCAUGCAGACCCCCCUCUCGCAGCUGAGGCGGUACUACGAGCCCGAACAAGACCUCCUGCCCCCGGUGAAACUGGAGCCGUGCAUCACGGCAAUCGGAGACCAGGUCUACCUGCAGGAGCCGCUGGUACUCUGCCUCUGCCAUUUCGUGCAUUGCCUACUGUGGCUGCAGAACAGCCAAUCGGCCAAUACCAACACUAAUGAGGAGGAGGAAGAGGGGGGGAAGGGGUACCAGAGUGAAAUACAGGCAGUCCUAGAGAGCAUGACGAGACGCAUGAUCAAGUGUGAACUAGAGGACUUUGAGCUGUCGGCCGAGUUCUCCACGGCAAACAGUGUUGGGGUUAAAAACAAUAUCUAUGCGGUGCUGGUGAUGGGAGUGUACGAGGUCCUCAUGGAGCACAACUUCAUCAAAGCCAACUAUAGUAAGAGCCGCUUUGAGGAGCUCAUGGAGCUGUUCAACUGCUACCACAAACUGGCCGAGAUCCCGAAGGAGAAAUCUGGCAAGGCUCGAGUGCUCUCAAACAAGAUUCCUCGCAGUUUACUCUCUUUGGGCUUCGUAUCAACUCUCCUCACUGUGCUAUUCCGGAACAGUACUCAGAGCAGAGAGGAGGCCCUCUCGGUGCUCCGCUCAAGUGGAGAGUUUGUGCGUUACGCCGUGAAUGUGGCCGUACAGAAGAUCCAGCAGCAGGAGGAGACGGGACACACGGACGGGCCAGAUGGACAGAACGCAGAAAGAACUUUCCGCUUCCUCUGUGACACAACGAGCGUGCUGCUGUGGCGUUACACCAACAUCCCCAGCGGUGUGGAGGACGCAGGGAAGAAGGAGAAGCGCUCCAGCUUGUCCCUGGUGUGUCUGGAAGGUCUGCUCAGGAUCUUCACUGCUUGUCAGCAGCGCUACCCGGACAGGAUGGCCCAGCUUCUCUCCUCCAUGGAAAUGUCUGAGGACGACGCCGAGCCGGACGAAGGCAACGUUACAGAGAUGAACUUCUUUUACAUAAGACAGUUUCAGAGGGCGCUCUUCACACAGUUAAGCCGAGGGGAGGAAGAAUUUAACAGCAAAGAGGCUCAGCUGCUGGUCAGCAUCUUGUGUGUGCUUUCACGCCAGCUAAAGCCCUCCUCCCAGCAGUUUGUACAGAUGAUCCCUUGGACCGUGAAGAUCUGCAAGGAGACCAGUUUUGAGGAUUCGGCUUUCUCCAAGGGGCUGCUCACCCUGCUCUUCAACCUGCAUGUCCUCUACAAGAGUCCUGUAAGCCUGCUGCUGGAAUUGUGCCAAGACAUCCACAGCCAACUUGGAGAUAUUGAUGGGAAUGUUGAGGUGGAAAAACAGUCUCACUUUGCCAUCAUCAACAUGAAGACUGCAACGGCGGGAGUGCUGCUGGUCCUGUCUCAGGUGGACAGAGUGCUGGAUGAAGUGGACUGGCUGAUUGUCCGAAAGAAAACCUGUGACAAAUCUGCUGCUGGCGAGGCCACCCAGACCGCAGGCCAGCAGGACCCAACAGAGAAAGCCGUGACGCUGCAGAUCGGGACCCUUUUGACUGCUUUAAAUGAGCUGGUCCAGACGGCCCUGCUGCCCGGGACCUGCACCAUCACCCCGCUGCGGGUUUAUUUUUAAAAAACUGUUUUCUUUAUUAGAACAGAGAAUUUGGUGGUAGAGGAGAAGAUGACAAGAAGAAAAAGAAAAGAAAUGAAGUGAACGCUGCUCCCUCUGUAAGGAUUUCCCUCCUAUAAUGUGAUUAACGAUAUACUGUAACAUGUGGACCUCAAACAAAUCUACAUUUUUAAGUAUUAAAGCAGUAUGAAAAAUACCUCAUCACACUCUCAAAGAAAUCAAAGAUUUGUGUGAACUACGUUGCCUGUGGUGCUUAACCGAAUGCUAUGAAGAGAGUCGUACAACACACCACGGAACAAAACGCUUGACGAGUGCAGGCCUGUCCAGGUAAACCUGAUGCAGUACAUGAAGCUGAGCACCUCAAGGGAUUUCCGCAUCAACUCUGCCACUCUGGACGCAGCGCUACAAGAGCAGGACACCAGUCAGGAGGUAAGUGUGGGCUUCUUUUACUUGAUCACGCGAGUCACUGAAGCGGACUUGUCCUCAGUCUCUCCCCACGUGGGAGGUUUUGAAUGCCUCUGUUGUGCCUUUUUUAACACACUCCGCUGGCUCAGAUCAAUUCGUCAAGUCUCUUCUUUGGAUCCUUUUCAGGCCAACGUGUCACAGGGGGCCGAGGAGACACAAGAACCCCGUCAGAAGAAGAGAAAGCAGUGAGCCGAGGCUCAACUCGGUUUGGAUCGCACACCUGCGGCUUCCUCCCGGAUCUUGUCCCGGCAGUUGGGUCCUAUCUCCCUUUGUUUAGAGAGCCUUUGGUAGCGUUGAGGAUUUGGUAAAUGUCCAAUGCCUCACCUCUGGAAAGUUUGCACAAAGUUUGUUGAACUUGGUUUUCUUACAGUUCAAUUUAUUAAGUGUUUUUUUUUUCUUUUUAAUGUCACAUCUUGCAUGGAAUGUUACCACCACUGACCGGUAUCAGAUAUGUUUGAUUAAUUCCCUUAAAUGAUAAGCUACAUUGUAUGUCAUUUCACUCUUUUCUGCCAUGUCACUUACAGCUCUGUAAGGUAACAAAUUGAUUAAUUUACAGAAAUAUUUAUAUUUUAUUCGUAACAUACCCUGCUGUUUUUAAAGCACAUUCUUCAUAUCAUAUAUUUGGAAAAAUACAUAUUACAACCCGUUAAAAGACA
This is a messenger RNA of Gasterosteus aculeatus aculeatus (three-spined stickleback), 4641 nucleotides long. Lineage: Eukaryota; Metazoa; Chordata; Actinopteri; Perciformes; Gasterosteidae. The record is from RefSeq and is a predicted model, not a curated record.